Messenger RNA from Scomber scombrus (Atlantic mackerel), 534 nucleotides. RefSeq names its product KICSTOR subunit 2-like. NCBI's taxonomy places the organism in Eukaryota, Metazoa, Chordata, Actinopteri, Scombriformes, Scombridae. The transcript is spliced from 2 exons. Gene Ontology annotation, cellular component: KICSTOR complex. The record is from RefSeq and is a predicted model, not a curated record. The coding region runs from base 169 to 456 and encodes 95 amino acids. Gene Ontology annotation, biological process: cellular response to amino acid starvation; protein localization to lysosome; negative regulation of TORC1 signaling.
UGGCCCUCUUGGCUUUCCAUACUGUUUACAUCCAGUAGAGCCAAUAUGGCAUCAGGCGACUAGACAGCAGGGUACAUGCACUUUUUAAGCACAUAAUUUUAACAGAUUUGCACACACACACUUAUUUAGAGAUACAUUUCGAAAUGAUGUCCAGCUGCUGAGAGAGCCAUGACGGAGGUGGAGGAGCUGCGGCCGGUUCCCAGGGAGAGAGCCAUCCUGGAGAGCUUCUUCACGCAGCUCGGCAUGUUUUCUUUCGACCGGGCCAAGGACUAUGUGGAGAAGGAGAAGGACAACAGCCGGAGUGCAGGAGCCAUCUGGGCUGCACUGCUGGCUGCACUGGCUCACCUGGCUGCAGCAGAGAAAGCCUACCAUAACAUGACCUUCCUGGGACAGAAGAUGGACUUUAUAACUGUGGACUCUCAGAGACUCACUGUGAAGUUUUGGCCUCAGCUCUGAAGUCCAACCCUCAUCUGACAGAACUGGACCUGAGCUGGAACUUCCUGUCUGAUUCAUCAGUGAAGCGUCUGUCUGCUG